Molecule: messenger RNA, 579 nt
Organism: Malassezia globosa CBS 7966
Lineage: Eukaryota; Fungi; Basidiomycota; Malasseziomycetes; Malasseziales; Malasseziaceae
Exons: 1
Coding region: 1-579 (192 amino acids)
Source: RefSeq, a predicted model, not a curated record
AUGGUGUCCAUUCAACAGAUUCAAACCUUACCAUAUGCGAACGCGCUUGCACGGAAGAUUGCAAUAUGGUGCGGUGAUAUCACUAAACUGGAAGUGGAUGCGAUCGUCAAUGCUGCGAAUCCCACACUCCUGGGCGGCGGCGGCGUCGAUGGCGCAAUUCAUCGUGCAGCAGAUCACCCAAAUUUCUUAGCAGAGUGCAGACGCCUUAAUGGUUGCAACACAGGCGAAGCCAAAACGACAAAUGCUUAUCGGCUUCCUUGCAAAGCUGUGAUUCAUACAGUCGGUCCGAUCUAUUCUCAUCAUCCACCUAACGUUGCACGCACUUUGCUUCAAUCAGCGUACCGCGAAAGUCUGCAAGAGGCCGUAAAGAACCGACUUCGUUCGGUAGCCUUUCCAUCAAUUUCAACAGGUGUGUAUGGUUAUCCGAAAGACGAUGCAACAAAGGCUGCAUUGGAGCAGGUCAAAUCUUUCCUUUUGGGUCCUGAGGGCGACAACCUCGACUUGGUCGUUUUUUGCUGUUUCUCAGAGCAAGAUUUGGCGGGCUAUGAACGUGCUGCACCUGAUUUUUUCGGACCGUAA